Mollisia scopiformis is the source of this 3980-nucleotide messenger RNA. RefSeq lists its product as uncharacterized. Gene Ontology annotation, biological process: iron-sulfur cluster assembly. Gene Ontology annotation, cellular component: cytosolic [4Fe-4S] assembly targeting complex. The transcript has 6 exons. NCBI's taxonomy places the organism in Eukaryota, Fungi, Ascomycota, Leotiomycetes, Helotiales, Mollisiaceae. Bases 150 to 3674 code for a protein of 1174 amino acids. The record is from RefSeq and is a predicted model, not a curated record.
AUUCAAUUUAUAAAUCACGCCACUUCCCGAACCUUUACAAAAGUUUUCUCGAAACCCCCUCUCAGAUUUUACAACUACCCUACCACCCCCUUUUUCAGCAACCCUCUUCUUGUCCCACUGAAUUCUGCAGCCCUGGAGCCAAUGCUAUUAUGGCAAAUGACCGGCAAGACCUCCAAAUAUGGGUCAACCCACCCGAAGAUUUCGACAGGGAAAUAUUCCUCUCGGGCUAUGUGAAUGAGCUCGAACUAGGUUCCUAUAGGAUUGUAGAUCUCUUCCGUGAUAUUAGACCAUAUGUGGAGAAUGACCAGGACCUGUUGGGAAUAGCCAUUGCUUUGUCCUUUCUGCCACAGCUAUUCAAACGCCUGUUGUCUGGGAACAUUCCUUUCCUGAAUUCAGAUAAGCAACUGAUUCUCAAGUGGCUAUGCCAACGAAUCUCUAACGACGACGAUAACCCUACGUUUCGCGCCGGACUUGGAGAGGUUGUUGAGGCUAUCAGUGCCAUAUCAGACUCGGAAGGCUUCACGGGAGAGAACGCUGUGGAAGUCGUUAUUUCUAUUUUUGCGUUGGGCAAGAAGAUGGAAUAUAAAGAUCUCAAGUCGGAAACACGAGCAAAGGUUCUCCGUCUCGUUCAAAAGCUAUUCGAACGAUACGAAUUGCGAUUCAACAGCCGGCCUGGAGUCAACGGAUUCGUUACCGGCGUUGUGGAUCUUGCUCACUUUGAAAAGAGCCCUGAAUGCCUCGGCGUUCUCUUCCCGCUAUGGUCUAAUAUAUCGAAGACCUGGGGGUCCGAGUUGCAGUCGAAGAAGAUUGCAGAGAAAGCCUUCCGUUCUUUCUAUAGAUACUUUCCUAUCGAUGUACAACGAAACUAUGCACAACCUCCCGUUGCUCCAUCCCUUAAGCAACUUGCGCAUUUACUGGAGGAGUGCAUCACGUCCAACUCUAUCUUCGCAGAUUUUGCGUUCAAGGCUCUAUUGGAAAAUCUGGACUCUGUUCAGAGUGCAGGGACCAAGUUGGAGAUUCUAGAGAUGCUUCUGUCGUGUACCUCGAAGUAUGAGAUUGCCAUAGUCCAAAGAUGGGCCGAGGAACUUUGGAAAAAUCUCAAGUACGAGAUUUGGCAAGCAGAAAACGAACAAGUGGUCCAAACUUCUUUGAACGUCUUGCACGCAGUUUCCAAGACUCUCGCGACGGAAGAUGAUGGUCUUGACAACAGCCAGAGCAGCCUGAUACGAUUCAUAAACAAGAUCGGCAUUGAGUGUAAUGGGAAGACUCAAGAUUCGAUGCAGUGGCUUAUUCCGAACGGUAGAAUUUUUCAUGCGCUUGCCACUAGCAGUCCCCGAGCCUUAUAUCACAUUACGAAGUCGACGAUUCCGAAGAUUUAUGUAAAGUGGCAGGAUACUCCUUUAGCAAAGGAAAAGGGGUACAUCUUGGUGUCUUUGAACCACAUACUCAAGGCGCAUCACGGGUAUUACGAGCCAGUCCAAAACUGGACUCAGAUGUUUGACCAGAACAAAUCGAAGACGUUCUCGGCUCUAGAAGCAUGUCAUAAUGAGAUCAACUCGAUGUACGACGAAGCCAUCCAAUUGUCCGCCGACCAAUGGAUCGAUCGCAAAUCAAGCGUGGAUGUUCCGGAGCUAUAUCUCAACACGGCGAAGUACGAAGAUUUGUUAGUCAAAUCGGCAAUCGAAGGUCUUGCGUUACUUGUUGAUAUCCCGCGUUUCUACCCUGAGACUACUAGGGCAAAGGUUGUCGAAUCUAUCCUAAAGAUCCACGCGACUACAUUACAUGAAGGCACUCGACUACAAUGCGUAUCCGUUUUGCAGGACAUCACCACCACUCAGCCAGGGCUUUGGACGAACACCAUUCUCUCUGGUCUGUGGGCUGAUAUACCCCACCAGAUUUCGGACGCUCCUGAUAGCGCUGGCGAUUUUGAAAAGCUAAAUGAUACUAUCACUGCUUUUGAAACCAUGGUCGAGAUUGGGUGCCAUGAAGUUGGUCGAGACAACAUCAUGUACCAGCCCAGCGACCUAUUCGCAGGCAGCGUUUGGCAUCGAAACUUCGAUGCCUUAAUGCGCAUGCUACUCCUAAAGUUGGACGAGGUCCUCCCCUCCCACGUCCAGUACGAGUUCGCAAACGCUAUACUUAUAACCAUAAGCAAAGCACUUGGCAAGUUUGAGGAUUGUUUAGCCACUGCUCGCUCAUCACCUCUCAAUAUCGAGCCACCACCUCAGCGUCCUGAAGAAGGCCCGUAUGAUUACAUCGUCACGCAUUUGUACAAGUCGUUGCACCCGGAGCAGAGAAGACAUCAGCGCUGGCAGCACACCACAGAAAUUGAGUGGUUUACCUAUAUCCGCCAUUUUCCAAACUCUUCCGAGCGACAACUCGAUCAACUUGUGCAGACAAUAGGUGAGAUCACACUCCAGGUACUUCGAUCGAAGUCAACCACGGACGAGAACAAUUUCCUAUUGCGGUGGAAUGCCGACACCGAAAACAACGACUGUAGCGCACUGUCCAGUUUGUUUACGGAAGGCAUAGGUGGGUGUGACAUGUUACGGAUGGAUGAAUGGCAGAUGGACGUCCGCAGAGGCCCAGACGAGAAGUGCCUAGCAAACGUUCUCGCCAUGUAUAUGGUUGCUGGUACUCGACCCCACAACGAACGUGAACUUCGUUUGGACUUUCACAAUGCUGGACUUUAUAUGAUGGCCGGCUAUAUUGGUUUUGAUAUUCGAGCUCGGUCAGAGUUCCGGGAAGGCAAUUUCGAUUGUUCCCCGCUCAGUCGACAAAGCAUGCUCUGGUAUAUCCAGUUGAUUGUCAACAAGUUCACUUCACCCUCAGAAGAUCCUGAAGAUUCCCACCUCGAUGUUCUUGAGAGAUACCUGGCCGAGGCUCGAUCCGUCACGGCUGAAGUUCCGAUGUCCCCAGAAAGACGUGAACGAUUAAUGCAAGUCCUGGCACACUACACAGCAGCUGCUCUUGCCGCAUUCAAGGACCCACUUAUGAACCCUUGUUUCAAUCUUAUGAUCGACUGCCUUGAAGAUCCAGCUCCAUUCGGUUUGAUAGCUGCACGACUUUUCAGAGUCAUUCUUGCACCAUCCAAGAUUUUGACCAGAGAAAAUUUCUGCAACGUCCGAAGUGUUGCUCCUCUUUGGGUUCUCACGAAAAUCGUUCCCCGCCUUCUCCGCAAAUGGAGAGCUGCAGAUGAUGAAUAUAGCCAGGCCAACUAUCUCAUCGCACUCAGUACUCUUCUUGAGUUUAUCAACCCCGAGGACUAUAUCUCCGACCACAGCGAGGAACUUUUGCCGGCAAUCCUUGAGGGAACUAGCGUUCGAGGUGAUGCUUCAGCUAGGCUGAUAUAUCUCAAAGCACUCAACGAGUUCAUUAAGCUUGACCGCAAAGCUGUCGAAGAACACUUAUUCACCGUCGUCAACAGCCUGCGGAAUCUACUACAGAAUGCCUUGAACGAUCCAACGAAUAACCCGGUGAAAUGUCGAUUGGCAGCUGUCGAUGUUCUCAAGACAAUGAUGAGUAGUUAUGGCAAAGAUGAACUGAAUAUGUUCCGACCUAGGAUUGAGCAACAGAUCCACCUGGCUUGCUUUGACCUUUCAGCAGAAGUACGCCGCAAAGGACAAGAAGCCCACACGCUUUGGUCCGUCUGGCUACAGACAAUGGGUGACUAGUCUUGAGACUAGAAUUUAGAUCGUGCAAGUACUUUAGACCUGUGCAUUUGCGUGGUAGCGGAAAUUUGCAUAUCUGGCUGGGGAUAGAUUUGGCUCACGGUUGGGGGAGGUUGGGGGAGUUUGGUAUUUGUGCUGUCCAAGACGUGGGUUCUGGAGUUACGAGGACCAACAUCUUGGGUAGGAAGCAUAGCGAGGGCGUUUGCGGAAAGAUACCAGGUAGCAUAGCAAAAAUUCACAGCAGGCAUCAUACUUGACGAAGGAAGCAAGAAAUCAUAGUCCAUUCCCUGAAGACGCCCGAGCCUUCAU